UCUCGCCUCUGUAGCUUUUCUGGUUUGUAUUAAGUAACCACGGGAGAUAAGCCUAUGUGUAUACAUGCUGCCAUCUACCUUGACAUUUUCUCAAGCUUUGUAACGUGGGGAGAAUAAAGAAAGACCCUUUAAGGCCGAUUUCACACUGAUUAGUGGAAGAGCAGCCAGAGACCAUGUGGAAGUCACAUGAACGUUAACGAUGAGGCGUAAACAAGAGGGAGGAAGCCUGUUGCUGUGGAGCAAGCGAGCUACUGCACAGCUACUGCCCUGCUAAUGUGAACGCACUACUGGAGAGAGGCUGAGGCCCACCUCUCUUUUACCAGGACAACCAGGGGGGCUACCCCCCGCUCCCUGCACCUCCACCCGCCACUUCCAGCACCCUCUCCUCUCCUCCUCACCUCCACCUCCACAAUCAGGAGUGCUACCCCCUCCUUGGACCUCCUCUCUUCCCCCUUAGACGACUAGGAGUGCUACGCCCUCCCUCUUCCUCUCCUCCUCCUCCUCCUCUUUCACCCCCCGGCCUGGUCAGCCCAGUGGGCUAUGAACUCUACCACCCAGCCUCCUGUAGUCAUGGACACAAGUGCAACGGUGGCAUCGGUGCUGGUUCCCCUCUUCCUCAUCACUAUCAUCGGGAUUGUGACCGCAGUGGUCCUGUACAUUCGGCGGAAGCGAAGGCUCGACCGGCUUCGCCACCAGCUGCUGCCAGUCUACACUUAUGACCCCACAGAGGAAGUCAACGAGGCAGAACAGGAAAUGCUCUGGAGGGACGAGGACACAAAGGUGGUUCAGAGCUGGGUGAGAAACUAUGCACAAGAGCGCCCUCUGCUGAUGAAGGAAGCUCAAGGAUGAGUUGGGGCUGAGGCGUGCUGGAGGUGUCUGUGCGGGUCUCCAGGGCAUGUUCUAUGCAAACCACGCGAUCAGGGACGAUGGCAGGUAUCUGUUGGAAGGGCAGGUGUGGUGUGUCAAUGCUGGCACUCUGCCAGAUAAGCUCUUGGUGUCUAUCUUCAUGCAAGGAAAUCCCCGGUGCCUGAACCCUCCUCUCCUCUCUCAUCCUCCCUGUGGUGGAUCAGGUCUCAGCACUGGGCUGGCGGGGAGGCGUGGAGGUUUAUGGGGUUAAAUAACCACUGCUGAUUCACCUUCUUGUAUAUAGUUACAGUUUUCUGUGUGUGGCACAUAUAUAUAAAGCAUUUUUUGUUUGUUUGUUGUUCCUGGAUUCUACUUGCAUCGUUUGUUGUUUUUCAUCAGUUUUUUAUUUGUUUGUUGUUUAUAUGUUUGUCAUACAUAUUUAUUUAUGGACUGUUUUUUUACCUUGUGUUUCUUGUGAUGGACUACUGCUGAAACCUACUCUGAGAAUAACAAAAGCAAAGGCAGGUAGAGAGGUAGUUUACACUGAGUAUGCACCUUACCAUAGUACAAUGGCCCUCCUGAGGCAAGGUGACCGUUGAAGUGUGUGUUUGUGCAUGAGGAAACAGAGUCUUCUGGGGUGAAGUGCUGGAGACUUUAGAAUGCAAUUCAAUUAAAUGACACACAUGACUUUUAUUUUCCCAUUAUGAUAAUCACAUCUUCGGCUGUUGGAAUGAGGAAUCAUAUCCAUAUGACUUGCAACUGCGUGCGUGCGUUCAUGCGUACUUGUGUGCAUACGUGCGUGCCUGCGCGCACACAUGCAAGAUCUGGGAUAGAACAGGACGUAUGUGUGUGUGUGUGCAUGGUACGUGCAUGCACAUGUUGCAUGUAGUCCAGAUGAGCACAUAUUUGGGUCAUAGGCCAUCCAGACUCUGGGGUUACCUCAGGACAAACUCCCCUGAAGGACUCCUCUCUUUUUCCUCUUUCUUUCUUUUAUUGGCCCCUAGCUGUCUCCUCGCGUGUCUUGUCCGUACCCGCUGCUGUGUGGGCUAGUAAAGUGUUGUGUGUGACUAGUAGUGGAGGAAUGUCCUGCUGAGGGGUAUGGGGUGUGUGUUGUGCCGCUCAUAGCCUCAAAAGGACGCACGCUGCCUGGUUUGGCCUGCACCAGAGCCAACAUCCGUUAUCCUCCCUCCUCUGCCAUACAUACCAGUUGGAUGAGUGGACUCAACCCUCAGGAAAUGCCCCUUCUGUGAGGAAGGACGAAGAUGUCAAGAAAAAACAAACCAAACGUCCAGAAAUCAUCAUAAUUAAGUGACUCACCUUGGACGAAAACCCUCCUCCAGCCCUUUUCACUUCCUCUCUUAAAUGGACACGAGAGCCGUGAAUGCUCAUUUGGAAAAUGAAACCAAAAAAAUGUGGACUUGAUUUUUUUUUUUUUUAAAGAACCAAGAAUUUGUAGUUUGGCUCCCAUGGUGGUCAGAUAGAAGUUAUAAUGGAGCUAGUUGAGGUGAACCUAUGGGUCUGUAUGAGAAACAUGUAAAAUGUCUUGAAUGAAGCCUAAGCUACUGUAUGUGAAGGCAGUGCUGCCUGUGCUAUGCUGUCUGUGCUGGUCCCCUGCUGAGCUGUACUGUGCUGUAGCGUUCUGCCAACGUGCUGCUGUGCUGUGCUGUGCUGUGCUGUGCUGGAUGAGCUUAUAUAGCUCCUCUCCUAUUAGCAGUGUGUUUGUGACAGAUUAUACACACCUGAAGAGGCCUGAACACCCUGGUCCAACGCAGGAAAUGUACACAUGGCCAAGCCUUGCUAAACCCGAAGCAGGGAUGGGUAACCUGGAUUUAUGAACUAUAAUCCAGUGCCACAUGUUCGGAAUGUGCUGCUUUUACCUUUCCCUUUUCAACUAGGUGAUUCAUGCCUGGUUGAAUGAUUGCUUGGCUGAAUUGGACAGGUAAAACCAGGCCAUUUGGAAUAUGUGGCACCGGGUUGUAACUAAUGCAUCCAGGUUGCCCAUCCCUGCACCCACAGUACAUAGUAUGAGAUUUAUUGAUUGAACCUGCUGGCUUGAGACAAAAUGUGAGAAAUCAAAUGACCUCCGAGUGAAUUGGUUGUGAGAUGCAUCCAGCAGUUUACAUGUCUCCAUUUGUGUUACAAGUCUGACCGAUAAGAAGGUCAAAGUAGUUUUGAGCUCGGCUGUACUUUGCCAUUUUUGACGUGUGCAAUACUUAAGCUAUAACGGAAAGAUAGAUCAUGCUUUACUUGACGUACCUCAUAUCUUUAUCAUCUUUUUUAUUUGAAUUUCUCAUGAACCGACACUGGCACUGUCUUUGUCUACAUUUGCUGAUGCAACUGUUUUGAAUUGCUCUGGCACAUCUUAUAAACCCAUUUUUACGUUACUGAUUGACUUUAUUUUCUUACUGGCAAUGUGUAACAAUAGAUAUUUUACCUGAACUUUAAAUUGUUCUUAUUUUUAGGUUGACUCGUGUUAUGUAGAAUGCUUUUGGAAAAAGUAAAGGUUUUGAAUGACGUCUUGCUUGGCUUUUUGCUCUUGCUCUGCUCCUGGGUGUGGUUGCAUGAAGCCAGUAUUACAACUUUUACUUUGGUGUACAUCUUCAUGUUUGCAUUGAAGUGUUUCUAUAUAUUAAGUAACAAUAGAAAAUGUCUAUUAAUCAGCAGCAAUGACGGAAAGGUUAUACCUGUUUAUUAUUGCUAGCAGUGAUUGAAUGGAUUUGUCAACGCACUUCAUACUGGAGAUGUGUAAUUUCACUCUUGUAACAGCUUUGUCAAAGCAAUAUAGUUGUUCUCCGUGGACAUUUCAUGACAGACUUCGCUCAGAGAAUCCUUUCCCUUUUAAUGCAUAUGACACUUGAAGUUUUAUAUGAAUGGUGGAUGUAUGCAAUAAUAAAUAAAAAGAUCAUUGUUUGUAAA
Messenger RNA from Engraulis encrasicolus (European anchovy), 3762 nucleotides. It is a transcript of the gene smim29, whose product is annotated as small integral membrane protein 29. Bases 541 to 849 code for a protein of 102 amino acids. The transcript has 5 exons. Lineage: Eukaryota; Metazoa; Chordata; Actinopteri; Clupeiformes; Engraulidae. The record is from RefSeq and is a predicted model, not a curated record.